This is a messenger RNA of Pelmatolapia mariae (spotted tilapia), 1468 nucleotides long. RefSeq lists its product as uncharacterized. Bases 1 to 1149 code for a protein of 382 amino acids. NCBI's taxonomy places the organism in Eukaryota, Metazoa, Chordata, Actinopteri, Cichliformes, Cichlidae. The transcript is spliced from 4 exons. The record is from RefSeq and is a predicted model, not a curated record.
AUGACGGAGUUUCUCAGACUUCAGCAGGAAGAUCUAAUUCCACCGAACCUCACUGCUGAAGAUCUGAGAGAUCUUUUGGUGGAGAAGAGCAGGGAGACACUCAGAGAGCAGCUGUGGGAGUUUGAAUUAGAGGAUUUUGAAGAAGAGGAAGCCAAACCUCUCCUAAGGCUGGUAUGGGCGGUGAACGUCAUCAAUAAAAUGAGGGACAUUGAAUUUCAAGCCAGAAUGCUUCUUCAGUUCCCAGAGGCCGUACCUCCUAAAUUUCAAGCACCUAAACUCAUCAGCAUGGUGAAGGAUUACGUUGAAAUCCUAAAAAAGAAGCAGCAGGAACAGCAUAACAGCAAACUGCUCACCGCGCAGGAGGCAGUGAUCGAGGUAGUUCCCCGUGUUCUCCAGGGUUUCUGGGAGCUUCCUCCUCGUCCCCUCCUAAACAUGGCCUCCCAGAGUUUAAGCAUCCUCUCCACGAGUGUCACCAAGGCCACUUUAGAUCGUGUCUCCAAGAGUCUCACGGUGAUGGAAACACAGGCCAUCUUCACCCGCUCCAUCCGAGACGAUAUGGUCGACAGCAUCCUGACGGAGAUUAGGCAGAAAUUUCCUCAAGAAAUUCUGGUUGCAAACUUUGCACCAGUGUUGCUGAAGACCAUAGCUGAUGUAGCAAUGAUCCGGAUAUGUGAAAUCUUUGAGCCCCCUUCAAGUCUUCCUGAUGUGAAGAACACAAAUGAAGAACGCUCCUCUGACGGUCUUUCAAUGGCAAAUGUUCCACCAGCCGAAGGAUCUUUUUCAGAAAGUGUUCCAGAGCCUGAUGUUCCCUGUGAGGAACUUCUUUCUGAAAGGGCAUCCAGUCUGAGUUCUCAAGACCUUAAGAUCGAAGGAGCUCUGUCAGAAAGUGUGGCAGUGGCUGACAUUCUCUGUGAGGAACCCUAUGCCGAGUCCAAAUCCAGUGUUAAAGGCGAAGAUGUUAAGAUCAAAGGAUCUCGUUCUGAAAUUGGGCCAGUUCCUGAUGUUCCCUGUGAGGAACCUUUUCCUGAACCCGAAUCCAGUAUGAAGUGCAAAGACCUUCAGAUCAAUAAGAAGAAGAAGAAAAAGGGCUUCUUCAAAAGACUGAAAAGUCUGUUCUGCUGUUGUUGCAGACCAAAAGACACCGACUGACAUUGAAACUGCGACCCAGUAUUGGUGUUCCAGUAACUGUAAAUAUGUAACUAUGUUCCUUGAUGGUUGUUGUUCAUGUUUUGGGGGUUUCUUUAGUUUUCAGUGGACUGGGUGUUUUUCUCCUUCGUGUUCUUUACUUAAUUCUUGUUCAUAAUUCCUGAUUUAUUUUCCUAGUUCUUGUUUCUUAGUUUUUAGUUUCUUGAUUCCAGUUGAGUUUCUAUAUGAGUUUUGAGUUUUUGGUUUGUUUUUUGUGACGUUUAUCUCUAAUGAAAAUGUUUUUCCAGCAAUAAAAGCUGCCGAUUUAAGCUUCAUUCCACGU